Molecule: messenger RNA, 858 nt
Organism: Daucus carota subsp. sativus
Lineage: Eukaryota; Viridiplantae; Streptophyta; Magnoliopsida; Apiales; Apiaceae
Product: non-specific lipid transfer protein GPI-anchored 5
Exons: 3
Coding region: 151-705 (184 amino acids)
Biological process (GO): lipid transport
Molecular function (GO): lipid binding
Source: RefSeq, a predicted model, not a curated record
UCAGUACAUCUGUUCUCUCCUGUAUGCAAAGUUCUCAUAUAAAUAGGGUACUUUCCUUGACUGAACAUUCAAGUCUUAAGCCACACUCUUAAGUAUUGUGAAUCCGCACUGCUGCAACGUGUCCUGCAAAUUUAUAUUCUUCAGUAACAAAUGGCCCUAAAAGGAAUUCAGACCGGUCUGGUUCUAGUCCUGGUUGUGAUGCUGUGGAGAGGAGCCACAGCUCAAUCAGGUUGCACAAGCGCGCUCCUGGGCUUGUCCCCGUGCCUAAACUUUGUUACUGGGAACUCGUCAACACCAUCAUCAUCAUGCUGCUCCACACUCUCCAACAUCGUUCAGUCACAACCACAGUGCCUGUGCUCGUUAGUAAAUGGCGGUGGUGCCACUCUUGGUAUCGCUAUUAAUCAAACUCUUGCAUUAGCACUUCCUAGUGCUUGUAAUGUGAAGACUCCUCCACUUAGCCGGUGCAAUUCUGCUGCAGAUGCACCAACCUCUUCAGCUAAUACUCCAGUAAGCUCUCCAACAAGUUCCCCAGCAGAUUCAGAGGAUGCCCCUGCUACUCCAACUUCUCCAUCAGCCCCUAGCAUUCCUUCAGGGACUCCAUCAAAGACUGUCCCAACAACUGGAAGCACAUCUGACGGGAGCAUGAUCAAGUUUCCAUUCGAAUUCACCAUUUCUAUACUCUUGAUUGCUGCAUAUGCUUCUUGAUUAUUAUGCUUAUAAGCUUCCGGAGAGAUUUCAACUUUUUUUAUUUUUCGAUUGUUGGUGUGUGAUGAAGGAUUGUAUUCUAUCGAUUGUAUUCUAUCCUCUUUCGAUUUGUUUGUAAUCAAAUUCAAUUCGAGCCUAUUUUAUUUAAGCAUA